This is a messenger RNA of Octopus sinensis (East Asian common octopus), 1554 nucleotides long. Its product is annotated as 26S proteasome regulatory subunit 6A-B. The transcript has 13 exons. The record is from RefSeq and is a predicted model, not a curated record. Bases 111 to 1394 code for a protein of 427 amino acids. Gene Ontology annotation, molecular function: ATP hydrolysis activity; proteasome-activating activity; ATP binding. Gene Ontology annotation, cellular component: proteasome regulatory particle, base subcomplex. Lineage: Eukaryota; Metazoa; Mollusca; Cephalopoda; Octopoda; Octopodidae. Gene Ontology annotation, biological process: proteasome-mediated ubiquitin-dependent protein catabolic process.
CCGAAACAAAGGAAUCUAUUCUAUUCUUAAAGAAUAUUAAUCAAAACAGGUAGAAGCGAAUAUGUGUACACGUCACUAAUUUGUGUGCACAAGUUUACAAUCCAGCAAACAUGGCGACCCUUGGAGAUAAUUUAAAUUUAUUGGAUGGCGAGGAAGUGCUUGGUGAAGAAGUGUUACGUAUGUCAACAGAUGAAAUAAUUAGCCGAACCAGACUGCUUGAUAAUGAAGUUAGCAUCAUGAGGACAGAUGAUCAGAGAAUCAAACACGAACUUCAAACCCAGAAAGACAAAAUAAAAGAAAACAAAGAGAAAAUCAAAGUGAACAAAACUUUGCCGUAUCUGGUAUCGAAUGUUAUUGAGUUACUGGAUAUGGAUCCACAGGAUCAAGGAGAAGAAGAUGGUGCUAAUGUUGACUUGGAUUCUCAACGCAAAGGCAAAUGUGCUGUUAUAAAAACUUCCACUAGACAGACUUACUUCUUACCUGUUAUUGGAUUGGUUGAUGCUGAAAACCUUCAUCCAGGUGACCUUGUGGGUGUAAAUAAAGAUUCCUAUUUGAUAUUAGAAUCUCUUCCUCAAGAAUAUGAUUCUCGAGUUAAAGCUAUGGAAGUUGAUGAACGACCAACAGAACAAUACAGUGAUAUUGGAGGCUUGGAUAAACAAAUACAAGAACUCAUUGAGGCUGUGGUGUUACCUAUUACACACAAAGAGAGAUUUGAAGCCCUUGGAAUUCAACCACCAAAAGGUGUUUUGUUAUACGGUCCCCCUGGUACAGGUAAAACCUUGCUAGCUCGUGCUUGUGCUGCACAGACCAAAUCUACUUUUCUCAAGCUUGCUGGUCCACAACUUGUACAGAUGUUUAUUGGAGAUGGUGCCAAAUUAGUACGAGAUGCAUUUGCCUUGGCUAAAGAAAAGUCUCCAGCUAUAAUUUUUAUCGAUGAAUUGGAUGCUAUUGGCACAAAAAGAUUUGACAGUGAGAAAGCAGGUGACCGUGAAGUGCAAAGAACUAUGUUAGAACUUUUAAAUCAAAUGGAUGGUUUCAUGCCAACUUCUCAAAUAAAAGUCAUUGCUGCCACCAACAGAGUUGACAUCCUCGACCCAGCUCUGCUCAGAUCUGGUCGUCUUGAUCGUAAAAUUGAAUUUCCUCAUCCAAAUGAAGAAGCAAGAGCUCGCAUCUUACAGAUUCAUUCUCGGAAAAUGAAUGUUUGUGAUGUAAAUUAUGAAGAACUGGCUCGUUGCACUGAUGACUUCAAUGGAGCACAACUGAAAGCUGUUUGUGUGGAAGCUGGUAUGAUUGCUUUAAGAAGAGAAGCAAAAGAAUUGAUCCAUGAAGAUUACAUGGAUGCAAUAAUUGAAGUGCAAGCCAAGAAGAAAACCAACUUACAAUACUAUGCAUAAACAGAAACGAGUAAUGCUUGACUUGGACUAACCAGAGAGUCUGAUGCUUUUAUCUCCAGAUUUGUAUCUUUGUUAGAAUUCUUUUCCAUCUCAUUAAAUAUAAUGCACUUUUUUUUUUUUUUUGGGCCAAUAAAAUUGUGCAAUCAUUGUUUUCUGUGGA